Molecule: messenger RNA, 2345 nt
Organism: Mercenaria mercenaria
Lineage: Eukaryota; Metazoa; Mollusca; Bivalvia; Venerida; Veneridae
Product: E3 ubiquitin-protein ligase TRIM71-like
Exons: 2
Coding region: 114-1835 (573 amino acids)
Molecular function (GO): zinc ion binding
Source: RefSeq, a predicted model, not a curated record
CGGCGGGUAUAGGACAUACUAUUUUCCCUUUAUAUUGAUUGAUAUUUUAACUUCCGCGUUCCAAAGUCCAAUUUUCUGUAACUAAAUUUACAAUUGCUGAAACUCAGAAAGUGAUGGCGGUACCAGGAAAAUUAGCUGCUUCUUCCAAACAAGACUCGAACUUGAUAUGCCUUCCAUGUGAUAGAGAUGGCUUGAGGGAAUCAGUUUAUGGAUUUUGCCAGGACUGCCAAGAACACCUGUGUGAAACAUGUUUCAAGCACCACAAAAGGUCAAGGCCAUCGAUGAAUCAUGUCCUUCUUGGCAGAGACGAAAUGCCAAAGAACCAAACAAUUGAUACUGUGAGACCUGGUGACAAAACGGAUUUUUGUGCAAAUCAUAAAGAUAAUUCAUUAGAUUUUUACUGUUACAAACACAGGAAAGUUGGAUGCUAUGUCUGUGUUACACUGGAACACAAACUUUGCGAGGUAGACUAUAUUCCUGAUAUAUCAGGAAGUGUGUCUGAUGAGAUAAGGGAUUUGAUGACAGAAAUGGAAUAUUUGGUUAACAAAUGUAAAACCAACAUGGAAAAUGCUAAAACGGCUACACAUCAGCUGGACCUGAACUAUAAGAAUGUUGCGGAAGACAUCAAACGUUUUAGAAAAGAAAUAAAUGACCGUUUAGAUCAUAUGGAAAUUGAGAUUACUAGCAAACUUGAAGCUCUUGUAAACACAGCAAAAGUUAAACAAGAAAAUGUUAACGUAGCUUGUGGUGAAAUAGCCGAAGAAGUAAAUUGUUCGCAGUUGAAUCUAAACUAUCUAAGUGAGGAAAAUAAGCAGAACCAACUAUUUAUUGAAAUGAAGCAUGUUGAGGACCGUCUGUCUAUACUGACAUGUAAGGAAAAGCAAAUACUCGAGGACAAUGAAACAGAAGACGACAUUGAAUUUACCCCAAACAAAAAGAUAAUUGAGCUACUCAAGACUGAGAACAAUUUUGGAAGUGUAUCUGUGUAUGGAAAACCAUCAGCGGAUAAAGCAAUAUGUGUACAAUACAAAGGUACUGUCAGCGUUAAGUCUUCAUCUGAUAAGAAGGAAUGCGACGUCACUAGUCUUGUUAUGAUUUCUCCAUCGCAGAUGGCUGUGGCUGACCGAUGCAACAGAAGUAUCAAACUUAUUGACGUAGAAAAUGGUGCAUUAAUAUCAGAAAUAACCCUCUCUUCAGCUCCACUUGAUGUAAUAAGUCUUCCACAAAAUAAACUUGCUGUAGCUUUGACUGAUGAAAACCAUAUCCAGAUUUUGUCUUAUACUAACACAGGUAUGUCUUUUGAUCGACGUUUAGAUGUUAGAGAAUCAUGUUUUGGUAUAGCUUGUUGUCAAGAUAAGCUCGUCGUCGCGUGUAAUUACAAUCCCGGAAAGGUGAUUAUUCUGAAUCUUGCCGGGAAGGUUCUGAAUGAGUUUGAUUCUCCUGGUUUGUUAAAUGGACCCGAAAAGAUUGUCAUCAGCAGAGACGAAAAAUUCUUAUGUGUUUCCGAUUGUUUUGAACGAUACAAGUGCGUUAAAAUGGACUGGCAGGGAAAUACCAUUAACGUUUACGACGAGCCAGGAUAUAAAGCACCCUUCGGAAUCCAGGAGUUAGAAGAUGGCACCUUUCUGGUGUGUUACAGUAAAAGUAACACUAUCGUUAGACUAUCAGGUAGCUGCAAGAAAUGUGAAAUGAAAGGAUUUGAGAAAGUAAAUCUUUGUCGUCCAAGAGCUGUAGCAUAUUGUGAUAGAAAUCACACAUUGUAUGUCAGCCUUGCGUCAAAGAAAGGGAAAAGUGUGAGUGAUACCAUAAAAGUCUUCAAAGUUAAAUGGAUGUAAGAGUUAAGAAAAUGGGACAUGUCAAUGUAUUUUGAUAAUAUUAUUUUCAUUUAUUAUAUGUUUUACAAAAUAUGACAUUUCGUGUAUUCAGCAUAGAAGUAUUUCAACAUUUUAUUUGCCACACAAUGUAUCCUAGUGUUUGUUUGUGAAUAAUCUUUAUUAUAACUUAUUUCAUGCCGUUUUACUUUUCAAAAUGAAAAUGUUGUUUUACAUUAACGGGAAAACUUGGAUGGUUAUUUCUACAUGUUUAUACAAUUUAAAACUUGCACAAAUUAUAUGCACUUUCUACUGGUUUUGGUCGGGAUAAAUGGUCUUCUUGUAAUAUCAGCAAAAGGUUAUACGAAGUUUGACAUUUGAAUUUGAAGUAUAAAACGAUCUGUUCAUUGUUAUGCAAUUUUCUAUAAUACAGAAAAAAAUGCCCACUUGAACCCAACGGCACCAUCAUAUUAGCAUCUAGUCUAGAUUAUUUCUCAAUACCUUAUUCAACUAAUAAAAUAUUUUCAACAUCAA